AUAAAAAACUUGUAUCAGCUUAUCAAAAUUUAAGAAUUCAAAAGAAAAUUAAUGAUAAUAAAUGGUUUGAGGAGAGUGAAGAUGAUAUUCUAUUAAGAUCUAAGCUAAAUAGGCCUACUCUUCCUUCCACUUCAUCUACAUCUAGAAAUAAUGACUACAACUAA
Messenger RNA from Ambispora leptoticha, 164 nucleotides. NCBI's taxonomy places the organism in Eukaryota, Fungi, Glomeromycota, Glomeromycetes, Archaeosporales, Ambisporaceae. The record is from the annotation of a GenBank genome assembly.